Lecanosticta acicola is the source of this 1132-nucleotide messenger RNA. Lineage: Eukaryota; Fungi; Ascomycota; Dothideomycetes; Mycosphaerellales; Mycosphaerellaceae. The record is from the annotation of a GenBank genome assembly.
AUGGCAAGUCACGUUACGAGCGGCCCCGAUAAGCCAUGGUAUCACCACAUCACCCUCGACCUCUUCGUCAAAGUCCUCUCGAACAGCCUCUUCCAUCCCUUCGUCGCCUGGAUCGUCCCACUCUGCUUACGCGCCGUGCAAGCACCAUACGACAGCACCGAAUUCGUUUCAGCAUGCGUGUAUGCCUCAUGCAUAACGCUACUAUGGAUGCUAAGCAUCGUAAAUAAUCGCGUUGCGUACGGACUACCGCGCGAGAUGGACUGGGAUGAAGAGGUUGUCGUAAUCACAGGCGGUGCGAGCGGACUGGGGAAGACCAUGGCGGAGAUGUAUGGAAUGCGCGGAGCGAGUGUGGCUAUCAUCGAUAUUGCCAAGCCUGAGAAAGAGAGCGACGGGUUGGCUGGUGUGCAGGCAUACCAGUGCGAUGUGGGAGAUGCAGAGGCUUUGGAGAGGGUAAAGGAACAGAUAGAGAAAGAUGUACGUUUGCAAUGUGAUACGUGUGGUGUGCUCUAUGCUGAUACGUUCUCAGCUCGGCACGCCCACGAUUCUCAUCAACAACGCUGGCGUUGUCAACGGUAAGCCCAUCUGGGAGUUAUCUGCCAGAGAUGUGCAGCGGAACUUCAACGUGAACCUGCUCUCGCAUUUCAAUACCAUCCGUACCUUCCUCCCAGGUAUGCUUAAGUCGGAGACUGGAGGAACAAUCGUCACCGUGGCCUCUGUACUGGGCAAGCUCGGCGCAAGCUACCUUUCAGAUUACACUGCCGCAAAGGCCGGUCUGAUAGCCAUGCAUAAGUCGCUGAGAGCUGAGAUGGCCUCUCCAACCGCUCCAGAAGGAGCUGAAAACAUUCGGAUGGUGCUGGUGACUCCUGGUCAGCUGGCAACUCCUUUGUUUGCGGAGGUAGAGACGCCGUCGAAUUUCAUGGGACCUCUUGUCGAACCCGUGGAACUGGCAAGAGAGAUUGUGAAGAUUGUGGACGCUGGAGAGAGCGGAGAGGUCGGCUUACCGUUUUACACGCGCUACGUGGACUGGGCUGCUGUUCUCCCUGUCGGACUGGAACGACUGGUGAGAUGGAUCAGUGGAAUGGAUCGGGCCAUGGAGAAGGUGCACGCUAAGCGAUCGGCAAAGGUGAAGUGA